This is a messenger RNA of Racocetra persica, 362 nucleotides long. The record is from the annotation of a GenBank genome assembly. NCBI's taxonomy places the organism in Eukaryota, Fungi, Glomeromycota, Glomeromycetes, Diversisporales, Gigasporaceae.
ACACUCAAAAACCUAUUCAAUUUACAGAAUCUGAAAUAGACGAUUUGGUUGAAAAAAAAGGUUACGAAAUAGCCAAUAAGAUCAAGGAUGAAACUUUAGAUGAAUUAAACGAAGAAAUUAAUAUUAUCGAUGAACUAGAGUCUGUCUACAAGACAAAAUUAUUUCUAUUGAAGAAUUUAGAGAAACAAAUCAAACUGCGAUUCCCAAACAAAUUUGAAGAGUUUGUGAAGAAUAUGACUGGGGUUAAGACUGGAGCUAGUUUUCAACAUCGUAGAAUUUAUGAUAAAUUAAACGAACAAAAUACCAAGAAUGCCUUUACUCAAGAAGAAAUUGAAAAGUUCCUCGAUAUGAAGAAUUAUGAG